Fusarium venenatum is the source of this 1194-nucleotide messenger RNA. The record is from RefSeq and is a predicted model, not a curated record. NCBI's taxonomy places the organism in Eukaryota, Fungi, Ascomycota, Sordariomycetes, Hypocreales, Nectriaceae.
AUGCCUUUUCAUUCCAGCAGUGGGAGUAGUUAUCGAUCGGUUCGCAAGUGUCGAAGGAGGCAUUGCGAUAAAGAGGUAGCGUACUAUCAAAGCAGUGACAAGAGUUCCUUUUACUGCUCGAAACCUGCCAUGCUUCUUACAAAUGCCGCACGCCUUCAGAAGACGGGGAGAGGUUCUGUGAAUAUCACGCAAUUUGUGGCAGCCCCGGAUGCGGCAAAAGAAUAUCAGACGAAGACAAAUCCUUCCGUUUCUCAAAGGGAAACACUACGUUGUGGCUUUGCUCAGAGCAUCGUUGCAAAGCAGAUGGCUGCUACAAACAUCGCCGCGACUCAAACACCAAGUACUGUGAAGAUCACGCCAAGGAGAACAAAUGCGAGGCUUCGGACUGCUCUUCGGAUCGAAGUUCGAAACACUACUGCGACAAACAUUCUUGUCAGCAUCCUCACUGCACUCAGAAGACGUUGGCCUCGGGUCGGAGCAAAGGAAAAUGCCGUCACCAUCAGUCGUGUGCGUCGUCGGGAUGUACUAGGCAUGUGGACUUGGAUUCCACCAACGAUCCGAAGACGUUUUGCGCCUACCAUUGUCAAUGCAAGAUGGCACGAUGCCAUGGUAUCGUCCAGACUGGAUCGUCGUUUUGUGCCGAGCAUGAGUGCUCUAUUCCAAGCUGCAAUCGACCCAGAGACCUUGAUCGUGCCCCUGGCACCCGGUUCUGUCACAGACGGCUUCAACUUUAGGAGGUGCCCUCGACACAUUUGCGAACUAACAGGAUGUGAUCGAGAAGCCCGAACCCAUGGUUCGAUAUCCCCUUUCUGUUCUGAUCACCGCUGCCUCAAUAACGAUUGUUUGAAUCCAGCCAAGAUUAAACAUGGUUUCUGUCGGAAGGAUGCAUGCUUAAAGCCCGAGUGCGGCCAGCCCAAGGCUGACGGAUAUCAAGACUACUGUCUCAAUCACAUACCCACAACCCCCUCAUCCCGAAGUGAUUACUCUACACCAGCUCUCCCACCAUCCCGUUCUACUGGAAGUCCUUGGGGCUUCAGUAGUAGUGGAAGCAGGCCCUAUGUGGUCUAUUGUCCGAAACCCAUUCGUAUAAGUGAACUGCUAGGGAGUUCUAGCAGAUCAAGGUCCAGGGAAUUGCGGUACAUGCAGAUGAACAAUGCAUUUAGAGAUAGUACUCCGCGACAUCAGCGACAUUAG